Messenger RNA from Meloidogyne enterolobii, 5528 nucleotides. Lineage: Eukaryota; Metazoa; Nematoda; Chromadorea; Rhabditida; Meloidogynidae. The record is from the annotation of a GenBank genome assembly.
UUUUUUAUCAAAAAUAUGCAAAUUAUCAACAAUCAGCCCCAGCAUGAUUCACCAAAAAACGACCAAAAUCCUCCCUCUACUCCCCCAAAUAACAGCAAAAAACAUCAACAAAAUAAUCAAAGUCAGCAACGCCGUACUGCCGCCGAACGACGUGCUAGUCAUAGACGCAGAUCGACUGCGCAGGCGAAUGAAUUAGUACAACUUGCGCAGUUGCGAAAAGGAAUUGAAAAAAGCCGUACAAGUCAGGACAGUCCUAAUAUAGAGAAAAUUGUUGAAGAACAUCCAACUAAGGAAGAAAAUUCUGAGAAGACAAUGAUUAUUCCAAAUCAACAAAUGGGCAAUUCAACAAAAACAACACAAAAUAUAUUAACAACAGCAGAUUCAGACGAAUUUCCCCCAGAACCAACAAUUACUGCACCUGGCAGCGAAGAAGAAGAAUUUGUCAAUAAUGAAAAUAUUUGUAUUAAUUUAUUAGAAGAAGAACAAGUAGCUACUUUAAUGCUUUUUGAGCCAUCCCCAACAUCUUCCACCACCUCUCCACCAAUCAGAACAACACCAAAAACAACAAUAAAUAAAAAUAUUCCAGAUAUCCCCCCUCCAUCCCAUCCAUUCAAACAAAAAUAUUACCACCAAAGAAGUAUUUCUGAUCAUUUAUUAAAUUAUUCUAGUUCAAAAAAUAUUCAAAAACAACAACUUAAAAAUCAAGAAAAACCGUUUGGAGAGGACAACAAUCCUCCUCCAAAAUAUAUUUAUUCUUCUCAGUUGGACAGUGAAUCGCCUUUAAACCUUCAAAACAACAAAUAUAAUAACAUCAACACCAAAUUUUCAAUGGCUGCAGCAACAACAAAAAAGAAAGCUCCUAUUCUUGCUCAAAUUCGUAGACUUAAGCGAGAAGAGGAAUUUAAUGAUCAAAUGAGCGCUAAUGAUUACAACACUGAACCAGAAGAAGAAGAAGACAAUGACGACAAAUAUUAUGAAAGUUCAGCAAUAGAGGAUGACGAUAUUGAAUUUACCAACAGACUUAGCCGUCCACAACAACGUUUAAAUAGAGUUUGUAGUGGGGAUGGAGAGCUUGUUAAACUUCGAAAUGUUCAUAACAACGAGGAUGAUUUCUCCCCUCCUCCACCUUCAUUUACUACUACUCCAACUUCUCUUUCGUCCUUUUCUGCUUUAAAGGCGGCAACUGCUUUGGCUGGUGUUAAUUUGUCUUUGGCUAGAGGCCUUGAAAACAGCUCUAUUCCAACCAGCAAUACUUCAACACCUUCCAACACCAAAACCAAAAAUAGCAACAAAAAAAGCGCCUCAUUUUCUUCUACGCCUUCAUCUUCUUCAGGAAUUGCCAACCUAUUUUCUCUAGGAAAUCGUUUUUCAACAAAUCGGCAAAAUUCUGACAGCAGUCUAUUAAGACGGAAUAGCCAAAAAGUUGAGGAGCAACAACAACAAAAUUUGCUUUGCAGUCGUCGCUCCUUUAAAUGGAAAAAUCUUUGGGGGCGGAAAAAUAGUGGGACAUCCAUUGACGAUAGCAAUAUAGUUGUGGGAUCAAAUGUCUCAAAAGGAGGAUCAAAUGUCUCAAAAGGGGGAUCAAAUGUCUCAAAUGUCUCAACUCCAACUGGGUCUCUGUUUUCAACAAAAAGGGCAUCUAGCCAAUUAUUAGACACUUUAAUAGAAGAUACUGAAACAUUUUCAAUAUCAGGAGGAAGUAAAGAAGAUGAGCUUAAACAAAAAAGAAGGCUAAAAAGACAUUCGGCUUUAUUGUUAGUUGAAGGGAAUGAUAAAGAAGAGGGGAAGGGUAUAGAAGAAGAAGGAAAGGAAAGAAGCUUUAAUCAGAACGCCAAUACAGCUUUAACCCCAGUACGCUUUCGAACGGCUAAUCAGAUGUUAAAUAGUUCUUCAAAAGAAGAGAAGAGUGAAAGAAGAGAAGAAGAAAAAACAGAAUGCCAAGAAAUUCUUUCUUCAUCAAUUUUGCAGCAAAGACCAUUUUCAAUUAUUGGCACAGGGCAGGAUAGUGAACCCUCACUUAUUAGCUCCUCUAAGGUUCAUAAUAUGCUGUCAGUUGAAGAGGAAGACAGUAGUGAACAACAAUUACUGCCAAAUGAACAAUUGGCCCGUUAUAGAAUUGAAGAAGACCUAUUGGAACGUUUUGACGAAUUUCUUUUUAAAUGCAGACGAAAGGGGUUGAGAACAUUGAGAAAUGUAAAUGAAGAUAGUUUUGGAAUGGAGGAAGAAGAGGAAGGAGAAGAUAAUGGAAGGGAGGAAGAAGAAAUGAGGAAAAUCAUUAAAAAAUCUUCAAAAAAUAGAGGAAGAGACGGAAAAUUAGACAAAGAAGAAGAUAAUUCACUUCAAAAAUCAGCAACAUCCUCAACCUUGCUUAAAAAACCAAAUCACAAAAAAGUCGAAAGAACAGCUCCUCCACUCCCUCCACGACUUUCACGAGCUACUCGUCGUUCUACAAAUUGUUCUCCAAUACUUUACAUCAGCACAUGUCAAACACUCGAUAGACGACAAAGUAAUAAAAAAUUGGCUCUUCAUAGAGCUGUUUCAAGUAGGGCUAAUAAUCUGACGAAUUUGACAACAAGUUCUUCGCCCUUUUCGUAUACAUCAACACUUACACUUCCUCGUAAACGUCCUCCUCCUCGAGGCGUAUCAACACAGCAAAGAAGGAGAGGAAAUAUUACGUCAGCAGCUACUCGAAGGAAAAGUAUCGUGCAGCUAGCUGUGGAGGAUUCUGUUGAACUGGCAGCGAUUGUUGCGGCGGUGGAAGAGCAUGAAAAGGAAGAUUUGAAGGGGGAAGGAGGAGGUGAUGGAGAAGGUCAUGAAGAUGCUCAUGAAGAAGGUCAUGAAGAAGGUCAUGAAGAAGUUCAUGAAGAAGUUAAGGAGGUUGAAAGGGUUAAAAAUGAAGCUGAAGCAAGACAAGUAGAAGAUGAGAAGCAGAAGCUUAAGGAAACGAAGCAACAAACACAGCAACAACAACCAGCAAUGUUCAGAGUUAAGUCCUCCAAACAUUUGACUACUUCCACCAAUCAUCACAGCACAAAAUGUGCAAUAUUUAGACAUUUAUUAGGGGCAACUACAAACAACAAUAAUAACCGUGUUUGUGGAGGUGGAAAAGUUGCACCAAAAAAUAAUGGGACCUUGAUCACUAGCAGCAACAACAAUUUGGGUAAUGCAACAAUAAGUGGUGGAAGUUGUGUUGCUGAAAUGGCUAUUGAUGGGGCUGCUAAUAGAACAAUUUCUAAAGACAACAAAAAGCGUGAAACAAAAACUAAUUCAAUGAUCCUUGGGACAAUAUGGUCAAUUCGCCCUCGUCGUAAAAAAGAAAGUAAUGCUCAACGUAGUCUAGUCAAUUUAUGGGCUUCUCAAUCCCCUACAGAAAAUAUUAGUGCUAAUAUUGCUGCUGAUGUGUCUGUUGCUAACAAAUCUUGUCCUAAUGGCAACGGCGAUUUUAUGAACAAUAUUGCCGAUCAACAGCAACUUCUACAACAACAAAAUUUAUCUCAACACCAAUCCUCUCUUCUACAAAGUCCAAGUUCAACAACUGCAAAUGUUGGUAGUUCAUCACCAUUUUGUAGCCCAACAUCAACAACGACUGAUGGAAUUUUUCAUCAUAAUAAUGGGCCGUCUACAGCCUCUUCAAACUUCUUUCCCCGUGCUCAACUACAACAUUCUCGGUGGGCAGAUUUGGAAUUAUGGACAGAACAAGAAACUAGUUGGACUGCGAAAUAUUGUGUUGGGAGUGAUAAUGAAUUUUCUUCAUUAAGUGCAAAAGAGAUGAAACGUCAAAAUAUUAUUUAUGAGCUUGUACUAACCGAGCGUCAUCAUUGCCAAGUAUUAGUAUUAUUACAACAAUUAUAUUAUGAGGGACUAGCACAUAAUAGAAUUUUGACACCAAAACAAUUACAAUUGUUAAUACCCGAUGUUGAAGCUUUACUUGAUUUUCAUCUUUCAUUUUUACGUAGUCUUAUUGAACGUUGUUCUCAAUCACCUAUUGUAGAUGAAAUUUCUGAUAUUUUAUUGACAGAAUUUGGUUCAGGGAAUUUUCGUAAUAAUGCAAUAAAUUCAUAUACUGCCUUUUGUCUUGGCCGAGAAGAUAGUGCAAAACAAUAUUCUACUUUAAUUGCUCAAAAUAUACAUUUUCGUAAAUUUAUGGAAUAUUACGAGGGACAACAUAAAGAUCGUUCACUUAAAGAUUGUAUGUUAUUGGUUGCUCAAAGAUUAACAAAAUAUCCUGUUUUGGUGGAACAGAUUGCCAAACAAGAAUCUCAACCUUCAAAACAAUUAUUAGCUCAAAAAGCCCAUUCUAUAGUUCGCGAAUUUGCAAUGCAAGUAGAUCAACAAUUAAUGCAGCAUGAAUUAAAUAAAAAAUGGACAGCUUUAAAAAAAGCUUUAGAUAAAUCUGCGGCUAUUGCUAAAUUGAUUCAUCCAAAAGAUGGAAUUGACUUUUCUUUUGAUGAUUUAGUUUGGCCUGUUGAAAAUGACUCAACAAUAACAUUAACUAAUUUAACAAAAACUAUUGGAAGACGGCAAAUUUUAUUAAUAACACGUGCUUUUUGGCGUGAAACAAUGAAUGGACCUGAACUUGAACUUCGUUUAUUACUCUGUGAUGAUGUUAUUGUCUUCCUAAGACCUAAAGGUGGCGGUGGAGGAUCUUCUUCAUCUACAGUUAAUGUUGGCUCAAAUUCUAAUGCUGCCAAUACAAAAUUGCCUCCACUUCAAUUCUUUCGCCAUAUUUCUCAUUCUGGUGUUUUACCACUUCACUCAAUUUUAGUCCGUGGAGAAAAUGUUCGAAGAAAGAGUCUUCUUUUAAUUGUUACUGCAAAACAAAGACCAGACUUAUUUGAAUUUGCUUUCCCAACAAGUGUUGAAUUGGAAAAUUUUGCUUUAGCUAUUAAAAAAGCAAAGGCAGAAGCACCAAAUUUUGUUCGUUUAGCAGAUGGGAAAUGUUUUGAAUUUGCUGAUAAACCUAUUGGGGAUGGAAUGGGGAAACCUAUAAUUAAUUCUGAUGAUUUUAAAACACAAAUGGAAAAUUGGAAAUUGGAAUUGGAUCAACUUUUUGGUGAGACAGGGGAUUUUUAGACUAAUAGAUUGUAUUUGAGUAUUUGUCAUUGACGCCAAACUCUUCGAUAAAGACCUCAGAAAGGAUAAGGGUAACCACGAUUUACCACAUCCCCCAGUCCACCUUGAUCUAUUAAAAAAGCCCGAUCCUCCAUGAGGCUUAUAAACUAAGCUUAUGAAAGUGAGAUUUAGUUGGGAGUUCAUUAGGUUGGAAAUUGGAAUUGGGUCAACUUUUUGGUGAGGGGCUUGGGAUUUUUAGACUAAUAGAUUUUAUUUGAAAGUAAUUUUUGUUGAGGUGUUAGAGGUUGUUCACAAUCGGUUAAAAUUUUUGCCUGCCCCCUAUUAUUCUCCAUUUAACAAGCAAAAAUUAAUCGGUCCUAAACAAUCCCAAUUGAGGUCAAAUCACCGAAUGAGAACCUCAAAGGAUAGGGGUAACGGUAAUUUACCACCCAGGCCAGUUUAUCUUGCUGCUUAUA